This is a messenger RNA of Haliotis rubra (blacklip abalone), 1999 nucleotides long. RefSeq lists its product as uncharacterized. Bases 955 to 1503 code for a protein of 182 amino acids. The record is from RefSeq and is a predicted model, not a curated record. The transcript is spliced from 4 exons. NCBI's taxonomy places the organism in Eukaryota, Metazoa, Mollusca, Gastropoda, Lepetellida, Haliotidae.
UGUAAGUAGGAGGACAAAUCUUUUGCUAAAACAUCGGGAAAAUAAUUUCUGCCUCAUUGUUUUCCAAAACUAUUCCACCCCUCCAAAGUCUAUCAAGUAAACUCACCCACAAGUAAAUUGGCGUCGAGCCAUGGUAAAAGUUAAGAUCUGGAAAAAAAAGAAAAAAGAUCUGGAUUAUAUUUGCCACGGGCGGCGUACGAUAAAGACUUAGUAGUCUACGACUUUCCGUACGAUUUUAACCAUCGUGGAUGACGGCAGGCUACGGCGUUAAGUUGGCUACGGGCAUCGUGCGAUUACCUUGGGGACAGGUCAAGGCAAAUCUGCAUGGAGGCUGCACAGAAAUCGCACGGAGAUGGUGCGCUUCCGUGAGGCCACCGCAGCUACUGCACUGAUCUCGUACGGAGCACGGGCAGAGGCUGAGCGGUGAUCGUGCAUUUGCCGUGCGGUUUUUAGGCCUAGAGUCCCCAGUAUAUGGAAGAGCACUCACAUGUUUGUAAUGCUCAAUGUGGGACCUAAAGGUAAAGGUAAGAAAUCUAAAAAGGCCCAACAACCUGCAGAAAUAGAACCACCCGUUGAAACUGAAUUCGAGAGGCCGACGACGAUGAUGAGCCAGACGAUGAAGAUGCUGCCCGUCAACGACAGAUUGGUGCAGCUUUUAUUAAGAUCAUUUUUAUGACAUUAGACAUGGGAACUGGACAAAUAAGAAAUUAAAAGAUGCAGAACUCAAGGCGUUUUCUGAGACUAAAGGCUGGGCCCGUAAGUAUUUUUGUACAAAUUCGUCUUUUUAGAUUGCAUUCCAUUAAUUAUCCUAUGCCAUGAAGAAAUGAAUAGUUUUACAUUAACGAAGUGGGUUUCUUCAGCAUGUAUAUUAUGUUUUCUUAUGUCCAUUUCUGCCACGGAUAUCUAUGAGCUUUUUUGUCUCUGUUGUUGUUUGCAGCUGCCAAAAUUCUACGCAUGUGGAAAAACUGGCGACCUGACUACAGCCGCAAAUCCAACCAAGGGGCGUCAAAGAGGACCCGGCUGCAGAAAUGUUUAUGGAAGCAGGAGCGUUUGGCCUUUCUAGCACCGAUUAUAGUCCACAAGUCGGGCAAAGGCAUCGAGAUUGGAGGGGGUGCAAAGGACGAGGUAACACAAGAGGGGUCGGGGACGAAGAGUCAGCUCCCAGUCCCCACAUCCUCCACAGUCCCCGCGGUUACCACAUGCCAAGAAGAGAGCAGCCCGCGUCCAGGCCGCAGUACGUCUGCGUCUUUGAAGAGAGAAAGUGCAGACGACACAAAGAAGUCCGGAAGGGAAGUCAGCACCAACCUGUCACAGCUGCUGGAGGAGAAUCGUAAGAAGGACACCGAGCUUUCACUGAAGACUGAUCAGUCCACGGAGCAGGCGUCGGAGAGGGACGCUGCGUGUCUGGGGUCCGUCGUCCUCCAGGUCCCUAGUAUCAGAACGUCAAAACACAGCAAUACUCUCACGAGAGACAUUCACAAUUCAACCAAUGCCAGUGGCUAAGAUGCUGAUGACCAUUUACCACUGGACCGCUCCUGUUAUCACCUAUCCGUGAAGACCCGGGUGUGAAUUGGUCUUCAGUAAUUCAUGAUGUUCGUAAGAGGCGACUAACGGGGUCGGGUGGACUGGCUCACUGACCUGUUUGACGCAUGUCACCGUAUCCCAGUUGUGUAGGUUGAUGCUCAUGCUGUUGAUCACUGGAUUGUGUGGUUCAGAUCUGAUUAUUUACAGACCGCCGCUAUACAUCUGGAAUAUUGCUGUGUGCGGCGUUAAACAACCGACCAACCAACCAACCAACCAACCAAACAGUCAUUACCUAGAACAUUGAUAGUAUCGCCACAAGAAAUGACAAUGGCUCUCAUUGGACAUUAUUUGCUAACUAUUUUUUACGCAUGUUUCAUGAUACUGAAAGCAGUGACGUCUUGUGCGGUGAAACUUUAGUUACAAAAGUUACUUUGUGAAAAGAUGAAUACAGACAAUAAAGAUUUUAAAACUUGAA